UUGUAGUUAUUAAUAAAGUUUUAUUUGAAGACGUCAUCAUUGAGCGACAGAGUUUUUUUCUCCUCUGUUGUCCUAGCAGGCUUAUUAAACAGGAAGCUUCUCUUUUCUCAGAUUUUUCUGCCCUGAUGACGGCGUGCACUCGCAGCAAAGUGUUGUCUCUGUACACUCGCGUUUUUCGCGUUGCCCGGACCUGGCAGGCACAGAGCGGCGUUAAAGCGGACACAGAGACUGAGAGAAAGUACAUUAAACAAGAGGCCCGCACUCUGUUUAGACAGAACCAGCAGCUCACAGAUCCAGAAGUGAUAAAGACCCGCAUAGCAGAAUGUGAGGCGAGAUUAGACAUAGGCUUGCAUUAUAGCAAUCCAUAUCCAAGAGCUACAUACCUGCCGCCACUUGGACUGGCCACUCUGAAGGGCAGGAACCUGGGAGUCCAGCAGCGUCUCAGGAAACAGGCCAAACCAAUUUACUUGCAGUCACAUGAUGAGACUUGAUGGCUGGUAUCCUCAAUCCUCAUCUAGAGCUCAGGUUACAGAGGACCGGAAACAGACAUGGAGACAUCAAAUCAUAUUAUGGCACUAACUUAGAAGCUCAUGAAUACUCCUCAUUAAGAAGAAAGAAGUUAAUUCUUGACUGCUUCUAUUUUUCCCCAGUAUGUAGAUGUAAAUAAAUGUUAAAAUGUCUGUAACAGAUUCUGUAAUGUAUUUAUCAUCAUGUCUACUUUGUUUAUAUGAGAAAUACAGUGUUCUGAUGUCAAAAAUC
Messenger RNA from Oryzias latipes (Japanese medaka), 759 nucleotides. RefSeq names its product LYR motif containing 1 (gene lyrm1). The record is from RefSeq and is a predicted model, not a curated record. Gene Ontology annotation, cellular component: mitochondrion. Lineage: Eukaryota; Metazoa; Chordata; Actinopteri; Beloniformes; Adrianichthyidae.